This is a messenger RNA of Dicentrarchus labrax (European seabass), 593 nucleotides long. RefSeq names its product hemoglobin subunit alpha-1. NCBI's taxonomy places the organism in Eukaryota, Metazoa, Chordata, Actinopteri, Moronidae. Gene Ontology annotation, cellular component: blood microparticle; haptoglobin-hemoglobin complex; hemoglobin complex. The transcript has 3 exons. Gene Ontology annotation, molecular function: heme binding; peroxidase activity; organic acid binding. The coding region runs from base 70 to 501 and encodes 143 amino acids. The record is from RefSeq and is a predicted model, not a curated record. Gene Ontology annotation, biological process: oxygen transport; hydrogen peroxide catabolic process.
AUGUAUAAAAACCCCCACGGUUUGGGCUGAUCACAGCGUUCAACUUCAACCAAACAAUCAACAGGCAAAAUGAGUCUCACUGCUAAGGACAAGGCCGCAGUCAAGGCCUUCUGGGGUAAAGUGUCUGGCAAGGCGGAGGACAUCGGCACCGAUGCUCUGUCCAGGAUGCUGGUGGUGUACCCGCAGACCAAGACUUACUUCUCCCACUGGAAGGACUUGAGCCCCGGCUCUGCCCCAGUGAGGAAGCACGGUAAGACUGUGAUGUCUGGAGUUGCAGAUGCUGUGUCCAAAAUCGACGACCUGAAUGCUGGUCUCCUGAACCUCAGUGAGCUGCAUGCCUUCACUCUGCGAGUGGAUCCUGCCAACUUCAAGAUUCUGGCUCACAACAUCCUUGUGGUCCUGUCCAUCAUGUUCCCCGAAGACUUCUCCCCUGAGGUCCAUGUGGCUAUGGACAAGUUCCUGGCUGCCCUGGCUCGUGCCUUGUCUGAGAAAUACCGAUAAACUGCAGGAGCAGGAGCAGAUGAUGCACAGCAGCAUGGGCUUGGAUGCACUCUGUCAGUCUGAAUAUCAAUAAAAGAUCAAAUGCAAUUAAA